This is a messenger RNA of Bacillus rossius redtenbacheri, 2310 nucleotides long. Its product is annotated as protein sex-lethal-like. Gene Ontology annotation, cellular component: ribonucleoprotein complex. The transcript is spliced from 2 exons. Gene Ontology annotation, molecular function: RNA binding. NCBI's taxonomy places the organism in Eukaryota, Metazoa, Arthropoda, Insecta, Phasmatodea, Bacillidae. The record is from RefSeq and is a predicted model, not a curated record. The coding region runs from base 420 to 1244 and encodes 274 amino acids.
CGUAUGUUUUUAUCUUUGGUGAAUAUUGUAAAUCGAAUGUUUAUUGUCAAUGGAAGAUUUCGUUUGUGAAUUUGGAAUUUGGCUGCUGUUUUUGAUGAUGAUUUUAAAUUAAGUCACUAUAAAUGCUGUUUUAGAAUCGUUGGACUCCAAUUUGUGAGCAACAAACAUGCAAUACAGGACGAGAAUCGUGACAUUCUCUAAUGUGUUUACUGAAAUAUUUUUUUUUAAUUUUUUUGUGUAAUUAAGGCACUAGAACUACUAUCGAUCUUGCUAGAAGGAGAAAAUGGAACUAUCCAUUUUACAGACUUUUGUUAGUAGCUUGAAGAGUUGCAGUUUUAAACUUUUUUUUUUUCUUUUUUUUUCAUAGUGGUAUUGUCAGAACAACUGGCAGUAUAUGAAGCAGUCGGGGCAGCUAUUUUAUGAACUCUAGAAGACAUAUCACACUCACGAUGGAUCAACCCGAUGACCGGACCACAAACCUCAUCGUCAACUAUUUGCCCCAGAGCAUGACUGAAAAAGAGCUGUUCAACAUGUUUGUAACGAUCGGCCCCGUCGAGAGUUGUAGAGUGAUGAAGGACUUUAAGACCGGCUACAGUUUCGGAUUUGGAUUCGUCAACUUCACCAAAGCAGAAGAUGCAGCCCGAGCUAUCAAAACCCUCAACGGUUUAGAGAUACAGAACAAGCGCCUGAAAGUCUCCUAUGCCAGACCAUCAGGAGAUGAAAUCAAGGGCACCAACGUGUAUAUUACCAACUUGCCCCGCAACAUAAACGAGAAUUAUCUAGAUGGUCUUUUCGGUAGCUUCGGUAACAUUGUACAGAGGAACCUGCUGAAGGACAAGGUGACGGGAAUGCCGAGGGGAGUGGCGUUCGUCAGGUACAACCUGCGCCAGGAAGCCCAAGAUGCCAUAAACGCACUGAACGGCACGAUCCCGGAAAACGGCAAGGAGCCGCUGGUGGUGAAGAUAGCGGAGGAGCACGGGAAGCAGAAGGCGGCGUACUAUGCCGGCUGGCAAGCAGGCUUGAGUCAGAGCCGGGGGGGCUCCAGUUCUUCUUCUAGAGGCAGAGGAAGUGCACUGCUUGUCCUUCAGGGCACCGGGAGCAACUUCUCUCGUGGGGGCUACUCGGGCAGUCGUGGGUACAGCAAUGGCUCCGUGUACUCCGGCGUGAUGCGGGCCGACAAGUCCCACAAUCGCUACCACCCCAUUGGACUCGGGGGUGGCUACAACAUGUACAACUGGAACUAGUUGUACCACUUAGUGUUUCUUUUAGAGUAACUCAGACUUCCAGACCUUGUUUCAGUUUUAUUUGACUAGCCACUAAAGCACACUUACUUGUUUAUUUUUGUAAUUGAAUGUAUUGUCCCUACGUAAAGUAUAUGUACGAGAUGUACAGUUUAGUUGUGCGUGUGUAUAAAAGGUUAAUAUUUAAAAUAUUUAUGUUUAUAAAUAUAAGAACUAUAGAUUUUGUAAUGUAAGAUAGGUUCUGAUUUGAGUAGCUAUAUGUAGAAAAGCCAUUUUGUUUUCUGCGUCAUUGGAAAUUCUUUAAGAUUAUUGUAAUAUAAGAUGUUUUGGUGUAAUUGAAUAAUAUUAGUAAAAUUUUAUUUAUUUUGAAAAUUCUACUAGAAAUAAUUACAGCUAGUAAAUAUUCUGAUAUUCUUCGGAUAGCACUUAUAAAGUUAUAAAUUAUUGUUUGACUUAGUAUGUAAUGUUUGUUUUUGAGGUAGUUAGUAUAGUGUUUAAAAAUAUGUAAUGACAUUGUUUUAGUUGCAGCAUGUGAAAAUUAGAAUUUUUUUAGCUCAUGAUAAAAAAAUAUUUUCCAUGAUAAUAACUACAAAAUAUAUUUUCAUGGUAAUUUUGUUUUUUGUUUAUUACCUCAUGUAAUAAUAUUUAUUAAUGUAGGCUGCUGGUAUCUAUGCUUAACAGAUGAUCAAGUGGAUGUGGUAGUAUAAAAACAAACUCUUUGGCAAAGUUCCCUACGUGUAGAUAGAAAUUAUUGUUGUUGCACAUUUUUUAUGUCUUACAAUAUAACAUGCAGCAAAGUUCUCUUAGUUUUAUUAAAUUUCCAUAAUAUUACAUCUCAGAAUUUUUAGUUUGAAAGGAUGUUUUUUUUUGUUUCAUAUUGCUGUAUUUAAUAAAGACCUAAAAUUAUCUUAAAUCCAAUUCUUACUGUUUUCUAAUGGUCUGAAUAUCAUUCUAUGUUAAUGUUUCUGUAAUUCAGUUUUUAUAAAUCUGCAAAAAUUUUAUUCAUUUACUGAUUGUGGUAGUUUUGGAAAAAUAUUCAAUGUAUUAAAUGCCUUUCUGGCCAUUACAA